AUGAGUAAAAAGAUAAGCUAUGCAGAUAUUACAAAUUCUAAUUAAAAUCUAUAGCUUUAGAAACCUCUAGUCAAACAAUUUAGACCCUCAAAAUUUUUGAAUGAUCUUGAUAGUGUGCCAGCUAACUUUUUUUAAGAAAAAGGAUACUAGGAUAUUUAUGUUGAUUACCUAUAUCCAUAAACAGCCAGAAGGAGAAUUGCUAUUGGAAAUGAUAAAUAAAUAACAAAAAGUGAAUGCCACUUGCCAAGUCUGUAAAACUCUUCAAUUCAUAAAAAUCAUUUCUCUUCUCCCAAAAAUACAAAAGAAGACCUAAGAAAAUCAGAAAUCCUAAGAACUGAUGAGUAACAGAAUACAGAUAUAGAAACCAUUAGUAGAAAAAUAAAAUAAAUAAUAAAUAGCAAUAAGAGACAAGUAACAUUUCAAUCAUCGUUAAUCGUAAUUGAUGAAUAAAAUCAAAUUACAAAAAUCUAAGACCCAUAAUUAUUUAAUGACCAAUAGAAAAGAAGAAAAACAACAUUCAGAUAGAAAACAAUAGCUGUUUGA
This is a messenger RNA of Paramecium octaurelia, 543 nucleotides long. The record is from the annotation of a GenBank genome assembly. NCBI's taxonomy places the organism in Eukaryota, Ciliophora, Oligohymenophorea, Peniculida, Parameciidae.